Camelina sativa (false flax) is the source of this 581-nucleotide messenger RNA. RefSeq lists its product as uncharacterized. Lineage: Eukaryota; Viridiplantae; Streptophyta; Magnoliopsida; Brassicales; Brassicaceae. The record is from RefSeq and is a predicted model, not a curated record.
GUGCUCUGCUUCUUUUGAUGCGAGAAACAUGGCGCCAACUGUCUCUCAUCCCUCUCUCUUUCUUCCUUCUCUCUGUUCCAUCAUUUUCUUUUGGCCCUCUUCUUGAUUUCUCAACUGAUAGAUAGACGACAUGAAUGAAUCAAGAAGAAAUAUAUUCGGUUUCUCAUUCUUCUUCAUCAUCAUCAUCAUAAUAAUCUUGAUCUUAAGGGUUUCUGCGGAUGGAGAAGAAAGCGAUGGUGCUGCAACGAAAGAAGAGAAUCCGUCACUAAUAAAGAUCAUAUGUGGGAUUUUUGGCAAGAAAUUUCCUCCGAGUUCUUGGGAAUUGGUUCAAGGUGCGAUGCAGAAGAUCCAGAUGAAGCUUUACCCUCCAAAUCUAGACUUCAGAAGCAACAGUGACAAAAGCAAGAGAGAGGAUGAAGAUAAAGGAGAGAAAGUGAAAGAAGCAGCAACUAGGACCCUGGAAGUAAGCAAAGAAGCCAUUGAAGAGUCUGCAAAAAUAGCAGGAGAUGUUGUAGGUGAAGUAGUUCAGAAAACAGCUGAGAAAGUUACAAAACAUACCUCACGUGAUGAGAUGUAAUCAA